This is a messenger RNA of Cheilinus undulatus (humphead wrasse), 2202 nucleotides long. It is a transcript of the gene foxm1, whose product is annotated as forkhead box M1. Bases 207 to 2195 code for a protein of 662 amino acids. The record is from RefSeq and is a predicted model, not a curated record. Gene Ontology annotation, molecular function: DNA-binding transcription factor activity; sequence-specific DNA binding. The transcript is spliced from 9 exons. Lineage: Eukaryota; Metazoa; Chordata; Actinopteri; Labriformes; Labridae. Gene Ontology annotation, biological process: G2/M transition of mitotic cell cycle; regulation of DNA-templated transcription.
UUCAAAAACGUUUCUGAAUACGCAAGACGGCAAAUAAUGACACUAAAUGGAGGAUUAUUAAAGAAAAAGUGGAUCAUUUUAUUGAACGUGGAGUAUGAACGUAAUAGUUUCACCACCAGAAGGAGUCAACCCAAGCUGAACUGCCUGAAAAAGUCGCAUUACUAUGAAGAAUAAAAGUAAAACCAAGGAGUAUUGUCUGUGAUCUGAUGACCAUGAGACGGAGCCCGAGGAGACCCCUGAUUCUCCGAAGAAGAAAGUUGCCUUUCCAGCAAAAUGACCAGCCCACAGCAGAACCACAGAGUCAACCUGCUGCAUCGUGCUCCAAAGAACCUUCUGAACAAGACGCUGGUCAGUCCUUUACUGAUGGCAUCCGCAUUAUGGAUCACCCCACCCUGUCCGACACACAGGUGGUCUUAAUUCCCAAAACAGCAGACCUACAGAGCGUCAUCGGGGCCCUCACUGCAAAAGGCAAAGAGUGCGGCGCCCAGGGACGAAACAAGUUCAUCCUCCUCAGUGAAAGUGGCAGCGGGGACAAUGGAUCUGUUUGUCAGCCUUCUGUGAUUGACACCUCUGCAGGGACCGUUGGACAACCAGUGAAGGCAGAGCCGAUGCAUGAUUCCCCGGAUGUUAAACCUCUCACUGCAGCCAAGCUUUUGAAUAAGGACCUGGAAUGUGGACCGUUAGAUAACAGCCUCACCAAUAUCCAGUGGCUGGGCAAAAUGAGCACACUUGAAACAGAUCCAGCGAAGCAGAUGGAGAACAAGGAAAACCAAAGUCCACAGGUGCCAAAUCUUCAAAUGGAUACAGAGCCAGGUCAACACCCCCUGUCAGAGAGGCCUCCAUACUCUUAUAUGGCCAUGAUUCAGUUUGCCAUCAACAGCAGGAAAACCAGGAGGAUGACGCUGAAGGAGAUUUACAUGUGGAUCGAGGAUCACUUCCCUUACUUCAGAGAAGUGGCCAAACCAGGAUGGAAGAAUUCAAUUCGUCACAACCUUUCUCUACAUGACAUGUUCAUUCGUGACACCUCACCAGAUGGUAAACUUUCUUAUUGGACCAUCCGUCCUGAAGCGAAUCGAUGUCUAACUCUGGAUCAGGUGUACAGGCCUGGUUUUGACCCGAUGACUGCUCCUGUCCCUGUGCCUAUGCUUUUAUUGUCCAACCAACAACACAGGAGGAUUCUUCCUGACAUAAAGAAACCAAGUGGAUCUGAGAGAAGAAUAAAACCUCUUCUCCCUCGGACUGAGUCCUACUUGAUUCCUGUCCAGCUUCCCGUCACCUCCUCCGUGUACAUGCCGUCCCCUCAGACCCAGUUUCCCCCCUACAGCUCGCAACAGAAACAGAUCGCUUCACGAGGGGUUAAGAGAGUACGGAUCGCUCCAAAGGUGACCCAAAGUGACACCCCAGCUGUGGUGAUGUAUCCUCAGAACAACAACGACCCAAAGGUGAAGGAGGAGCCGGUUUGUGUUCCAAUCAAAUGUGAGACUCCCAAGUCCCUUACUCCUAAACCCCUCCCGAAAAGGCAGGUCAGCGGCUCCCGGCGUAAACAGCGCCUGGUUCACUCCCUAAGCGAGGAGCCUGUCCUUCUCUGCCCUGAGAACACAUUCUUUGACUCUGGCGUCGUCUCUGAUGCGUCCACUUUCCACGACUUGCCAGACGCUGAGCUGAAGAACAGCCCAGAUCGCGAGUUCUCCUUUAAGACCCCCAUAAAAAGUAGCAACCACCUGACCUCCUCCACACCCAGCAAACCCCCAUGUAGCGUCGCCCCUGAGCCUUGGAAGGUGACACCUGUAGGCAAAGGCAGCCAGAAUGUUCUGGACUUCAGCCCCAUUCGCACUCCAGGCGGUCCAGCAGUCACACCCCGGCACGAGUACACCACCUUCAGCUUCAACAGCACCCCCUUCAAAGACUGGCAGCUGUUCAACUCCCCACGAGAGCUGCUCAACGGCGCCCCCUCCAAAGCAACAGCGCUCACAGACUCUCCCAUCGAGUGUAUCAGAAGCAGCUGCUCCAGAGAACUGCUGCAGGCGGGAGGAUCCACACCGGCCAACCGCUCCAUCACAGAGGGCUUGGUGUUGGAUACUAUGAAUGACAGCCUGAGCAAAAUCCUGGUGGACAUCAGCUUCUCCUGUAUGGAUGACGAGGACCUGGGGACGGCCAAUAUCAGCUGGUCCGAGUUUAUCCCACAGUUUAAGUAGCCUAAUG